CUCUCUCUCUCUCUCUCUCUCUCUCCAUUCCAACGGCACUUUCUCUCUCCACUCUCUCUCUCUCCUCUUCCUCCCCUCCUCCGUACCUUGUCUGACCAACCAUACUCUCUCUCUCUCUCUCUCUCUCUCUCUCUCUAUGAAGCAUUUGACGCAACCAAGAACCGCGAUCUUGAGAGAAGCCCAGCCCUACUCCGAAUUCUCCCCGUCGCCAAACCCUAGUUCCAUGAUAAAGCAGAAGUCUUCCCCGAACCCUAGCGGUUCUCGGAAGCAGAAAUGCUCGAAGGAGAACGCCCCGCCGAUGGAUCUCAACGCAAUGCUGGAGUCCCCCAUAGUCACCGGGAAACCCUCGCCGGCCGCGGCGGGGAAGAUGAGGAGUCCGCUGCCUCCGCGGCCGCCGCCCUCGAACCCUCUCAAAAGGAAGCUGAACAUGGAGACUGUUCCGGAGACGGGGCCUGCGGGAUCUUCCGAUUCCGGAGUGCAGGUUGUAGUUCGAAUGCGGCCGCCAACCAAGGAUGAGGAAGAAGGAGACUUGAUAGUUCAGAAAAUUGGUGUUGAUUCUUUGACAAUUCUUGGACAGACAUUUACAUUUGACUCAGUUGCUGAUCCCGAGUCAACACAGCUGGAUAUAUUCCAGCUUGUUGGAGCUCCUCUUGUGGAAAAUUGCCUAGCUGGAUUCAACAGUUCAGUUUUUGCAUAUGGACAGACUGGGAGCGGGAAGACUUAUACAAUGUGGGGACCUGCCAAUGCCUUGUUGGAAGAUAACCUAUCAAGUGAUCAACAGGGAUUGACACCCCGUGUUUUUGAGCAACUUUUUGCUCGGAUAAAAGAGGAGCAAAGUAAGCACGCUGACAAGCAGCUCAUAUAUCAAUGUCGCUGUUCCUUUCUUGAGAUUUACAAUGAACAAAUCACUGAUUUACUGGAUCCAAGCCAAAGAAACCUCCAGAUAAGAGAGGAUGUCAAGUCUGGUGUGUAUGUUGAUAAUUUGACAGAGGAGUGUGUAUCCACAAUGAAGGAUGUCAUACAACUUCUAAUAAAGGGAUUGUCAAACAGGAGGACUGGUUCAACAAGUAUUAAUGCUGAGAGUUCCCGUUCACACAGUGUAUUUACUUGCGUUGUUGAAUCCCGAUGCAAGAGUGCAGCAGAUGGUUUAAGCAGCUUCAAAACAAGUAGGAUAAACCUUGUUGAUCUUGCUGGUUCAGAAAGACAGAAACUAACAGGUGCUGCAGGAGAUCGUUUGAAGGAAGCAGGAAAUAUAAAUCGAUCACUUUCACAGCUUGGAAACUUGAUAAACAUUCUUGCCGAAGUUUCCCAAACAGGGAAACAGAGGCACAUUCCAUACAGAGAUUCCAGGUUGACUUUCUUACUUCAGGAAUCUCUUGGUGGAAAUGCAAAACUAGCAAUGGUCUGUGCUAUUUCUCCGGCUCAAAGUUGUAAGAGUGAGACUUUAAGCACACUGAGAUUUGCUCAGCGUGCGAAGGCUAUCAAGAAUAAGGCAGUAGUCAAUGAAGUAAUGCAGGAUGAUGUGAAUUUCUUGCGUGAAGUGAUACGCCAACUAAAGGAGGAAAUGCAACGAAUGAAGGAAAAUGGCAACCAAACUGAUCCUAAUGGAGCUUAUUCAACAGGGUGGAAUGCCCGUAGGAGCUUGAAUCUCCUGAAAUUUAGCCUUAAUCGUCCGAUGAUGUUACCUUGUGUAGAUGAAGACGGUGAUGAGGAAAUGGAAAUUGUUGAGGAAUCUGAUCAAACCGACGUUCAAUCAGUAGCAGGCAGGGAAGCUUCUGGUGAAGCAACUGUUGGGGAGCCUCAGACAAAUAGAUCUGAAAGUGCACCUUUUGAAAAUAAAGGCUUUAGGGAUACAGAUGUCAUCAUGGAAGAAGAAACAUGUGAGCAAUGUGACAAUGACCAGUGUCUCAAAUCCUCUGUUGAUAUUUUACUGAAUGAAGAAUCACCAAGUGACCAAGUCAGGGAAACUCCAACGCACCAAUUUUCCGAGUCUUCUGGGGAAGCUUCUGUACACAUUCCUCCUGCUGACCUCAGCCUAAUUCCAAGUGAAAUAUCCCCAAUACUUAAAUCACCCACACCCAGUGUUUCACCAAGAGUUAAUAACAACAGCAGAAAAAGUCUUAGGACUUCAUCGAUAUUAGCUCACAUCGAGAAAGGUCUGAGGGAUGAUGAUGAGUUAGGAUCAGACACUAUACGGUUAUCUUUUGCAAAGGCCUCAAAAAACAGCUGUCUGAAUUCUCAGUCUACUCAGACAAGUAGAAGCUGUUUUGCACCAACUGAACAUUUGGCUGCUAGUCUUCACCGUGGUCUUGAAAUUCUCACUAGCAAUCGCCAGAGUUCUGCUCUGAGGCGGUCUUCUUUCAGGUUUUCAUAUAGAUCUGAUAGUAUGCCAACUUUGCCAAUUGAAAAAGUUGAUGUGGGCAUACAAACUUGUCCUCAAAACGAGUCACAAGAAAAGGAAUCACUAGCAUUCUUGUGUAGUAAAUGCAAGAGUGGAAACACUCAGCAAGAGAUCGAAGAUGCAAAUGAUGCUUCAAAUUUGCAGUUAGUACCUGUGGAUGGGUCACAGUCGGUGGACAAAUCUAAGAAGCUAGUUCCCAAAGCAGUUGAAAAAGUCUUGGCGGGAGCUAUUCGCAGAGAGAUGGCAUUAGAAGAGUACAGUGCCAAGCAAAAUACUGAAAUUGUGCAUCUGAAUCGCUUGGUUCAACAGUACAAGCAUGAGAGGGAAUGCAAUUCAAUUAUUGGGCAAACACGGGAAGAUAAAAUUGCUCGCCUUGAAAGCCUAAUGGAUGGCAUUUUAACGACUGAAGAGUUCACAGAGGACGAAUUAGUAUCACUAAAACAUGAGCAUGAGCUUCUGAAGCAAAAAUAUGACAAUCAUCCAGAAGUUUUGAGGACAAAAAUCGAGCUAAAAAGAGUUCAAGAUGAGCUGGAAAAGUACAGGAACUUCUUUGAUAUGGGGGAGAGGGAUGUGUUGUUGGAAGAGAUACAAGAUCUAAGAACCCAGCUACAGUAUUACGUAGACUCUUCACCUAAUCUGGCUCGAAAAAGAAGUAAUCUCCUUCAGUUAACCUAUUCAGGCGACCACAGUGCGGCUCCAACACCUCUGUGCACAAUUCCAGAGUCAACUACAGAAAGUUUAGAACAGAAACUGGAACAGGAGAGAAUUCGUUGGACGGAAGCAGAGAGCAAGUGGAUUUCUCUUGCUGAAGAACUAAAGAUUGAACUUGAAGAAAGCCGUUAUUUAGCUGAGAAGCAGAAACACGAACUAGAUUCGGAGAAGAAAUGUUCAGAAGAGCUGAAGGAAGCAAUGCGGAUGGCAAUGGAAGGCCAUGCGCGCAUGCUCGAACAGUAUGCUGACCUUGAGGAGAGGCACAUGCAUAUGCUCGCGAGGAAUAGGAAGUUUCAAGAGGGAAUAGAGGAUGUCAAGAAAGCGGCUUCCAAAGCUGGAGUGAGGGGUGCUGAGUCUAAAUUCAUAAAUGCCCUUGCUGCGGAAAUCUCGGCAAUAAAAGUGGAAAGGGAAAAAGAGAGGCGGUAUUUUAGGGACGAGAACAAAGGUUUGCAGGCCCAACUGAGGGAUACCGCAGAGGCUGUGCAGGCGGCUGGUGAGUUGCUUGUGCGGCUUAAAGAAGCAGAAGAAGCUGUUGCCAUUGCCGAGAAUCGAGCUGUGGAGGCUGAGCAAGAGACCGUGAAGGCUUACAAACAGAUCGAUAAAUUGAAGAAAAAAUACGAGAACGAGAUCACUUCUUUGAAUCAGUUACAUUCAGAGUCUCGUUUUCCUAAAGAAGCAAUAAGACCAGCUUAUGAUGACGCUGUGAAAUAUGAUGCCGGGGAGUCCCCUGAUCAGCAAUGGAGGAAGGAGUUUGAGCCAUUCCAUAAUACCGAAGAUGGUGAAUUAUCAAAACUUGCCGAACCCUCCUCUUGGUUCUCCGGGUACGAUCGGUGCAAUAUAUAGCAGUCAGGACAUGCAAUUGGCAUAGUUAGUGUGUAUGUACUAAUACUUUGUUACAUAGCUGUGAACUUGUUGCAGAUUUUACUGGUGUUUUAGUAGUUCUCACCAAAUGUGAGGACCAAUGCAAUGGUUCUCUGUGUGCUCUUGUAAUUCAUUUUGGAACAUAAAAGUUGAAUGAAUCAAUUAUAUUCUUUUA
This is a messenger RNA of Rhododendron vialii, 4148 nucleotides long. RefSeq names its product kinesin-like protein KIN-12B. The record is from RefSeq and is a predicted model, not a curated record. Gene Ontology annotation, biological process: microtubule-based movement. NCBI's taxonomy places the organism in Eukaryota, Viridiplantae, Streptophyta, Magnoliopsida, Ericales, Ericaceae. The transcript is spliced from 16 exons. Bases 137 to 3955 code for a protein of 1272 amino acids. Gene Ontology annotation, molecular function: ATP binding; microtubule binding; microtubule motor activity.